AUGGCUACGUCAAGGUCUUAUCCUACCCAGGCUCUUGAGCUCGAGACUCUCAGUCUCACUCACGAAGCCGGUGCAACGCCCAAGCAGCCAAACCCAGUUUUAUCCACGACGGGGCGUCGGCUGGGAUCGCAUACCGACCAUGCACAUGAGUCUGAUGAAUUCACUGGCUCAGGUGAUGAAGCCGCACCUCCGAGGGCCACUCUCGCUGUAGAGAAGUGGAACGAACCCAUUGGCAAUGCCUUUCGAGUCGGCGCUGUCUACUGGAGUCUUUUCGUCUCAGGCGCCAACGAUGCUGCAUACGGAGCUUUGAUCCCUUAUCUUGAGACCUACUACGAGCUCUCUUACCUAGUUGUUUCACUCAUCUUCCUCUCGCCAUUUGUCGGAUUCAUCGUCUCAGCAGCGGUCAAUAACUAUCUUCACAUGAACAUCGGUCAGCGAUGGAUCGCCUUCAUGUGCGGAGGAUCCCACGCCUUGACAUAUCUUAUCUUAUCGCAGCAUCCGCCUUAUCCUGUUCUCGUCUUGGCAUAUGUCCUCGCAGGUCUUGGUAAUGGCAUUGGACUUGCUGCUUGGAAUUCGUACAUUGGCAAUUUGGCGAGGUCUAACGAGUUACUGGGUUUUAUGCAUGCGAGUUAUGGACUUGGAGGUACUGUUAGCCCUCUUAUCGCGACUAGCAUGAUCACCCAGGCGAACCUUGGCUGGUAUGACUUUUACUAUGUGCUUCUGGGUAUGGCUGUUCUAGAGACCGCAACUCUCACAUACUCCUUCUGGCCCAAGACAGCUCAGAAGUAUCGCGAGACUGUUCACACCGAGAGCACUCGCAACGAGGGAACACGCGCUGCUCUCUUCGUCAAGCCUCAUGCUCGCGUCGUAUGGCUCUGCGCGUUCUUCCUACUCGGCUACGUUGGUACCGAAGUCGCUCUCGGCGGCUGGGUCGUGCAAUUCAUGCUGCGUGUUCGUAAUGCCGACCCUUUCGAUGCUGGAAUGACAGCCGUCGGUUUCUGGCUUGGCAUCACCAUCGGACGUCUGGUCUUGGGCAUGGUGAUUCCCAAGAUUGGUGUCAAAUUGUCACUCAUGAUCUUCAUUCCUAUCACCAUGGGGCUACAGCUCAUCUUUUGGCUCGUCCCGCAAUUCCACGUCUCGGCGGUAGCAGUUUCAUUGCAGGGCUUCUUUUUGGGACCCAUGUUCCCUUGUGUGAUUGUCGCACUUACAAUGCUUCUUCCGAGACAUCUUCACGUCAGCGCAAUUGGUUUCGCUGCUGCGUUUGGUGGAAGCGGCGCAGCUGUACUGCCCUUUGCUGUUGGUGCGAUUGCGCAAGCCAAAGGAGUACAGGUUCUUCAGCCAAUUAUUCUCGCUAUUCUGGCUGUGCUUUUCAUAAUCUGGCUUGGACUACCUAAGAUCGAGAAGCGAAAGGAUUAA
Fusarium proliferatum ET1 is the source of this 1416-nucleotide messenger RNA. RefSeq names its product related to tetracycline resistance proteins. Gene Ontology annotation, biological process: transmembrane transport. The transcript is spliced from 2 exons. NCBI's taxonomy places the organism in Eukaryota, Fungi, Ascomycota, Sordariomycetes, Hypocreales, Nectriaceae. The record is from RefSeq and is a predicted model, not a curated record. Gene Ontology annotation, cellular component: membrane. The coding region runs from base 1 to 1416 and encodes 471 amino acids. Gene Ontology annotation, molecular function: transmembrane transporter activity.